AUGCCUUCUAUCCAACAUGAGCUCGCUUGUGAACAAGGUCGAAAUUGGAAAAACGAGUUGCUCGAGGGAUCUCUAAGGCUAGUAGACCUUUGUGGUGUUUCUAGAGACAUUGUCCAGCUAACAAAAGAGUCUGUACAAGAUCUUGAGUCCUCCCUCAGGUGGAACAAAAUUGAGACAACCACAUCAGAUGAUGUUAGUGAUUAUGUGGAGUCGAGAAAAAAGAUCAACAAGAUGGUCAACAAGUGCAUCAAGAAGAACUUGAAGACCUCAAACAAAAACACAGCAUUACUCUCACCCAUUGGGGCUAUGCUAAAAGCAGCAGAGUCCCUUGAUUUAUCAAUCCUCAAGUCUGCAUUGAUGGUCUUGUCCGGGAAAAAGGAGUCAUUGGGCGAGAAAAGAUGGUCGGCAGUGCUUUCAAAGAUGACUCAAACGAGACGAGUAGAUUCUCAGAUGAAGCAAGAAAGUGAAGCUGAGGAUCUUUAUAUGUUGAACGUCGACGACAAGUCACUGAAAAACGUGGACAGUACCUUGUUGAAGCAGUUAAAAGCUUCAGAAAUGACCAUUCAAGAAAUUGAAGAGUGCUUGGAUGCCUUGUUCACAUGUUUAGUGAAAACUAGAGUCUCUCUCCUUAAUGCACUCAGCCUUUGA
This is a messenger RNA of Striga hermonthica, 648 nucleotides long. The record is from the annotation of a GenBank genome assembly. Lineage: Eukaryota; Viridiplantae; Streptophyta; Magnoliopsida; Lamiales; Orobanchaceae.